Messenger RNA from Apis dorsata (giant honeybee), 2205 nucleotides. RefSeq names its product carbohydrate sulfotransferase 11. The transcript is spliced from 5 exons. Gene Ontology annotation, cellular component: membrane. NCBI's taxonomy places the organism in Eukaryota, Metazoa, Arthropoda, Insecta, Hymenoptera, Apidae. Gene Ontology annotation, molecular function: sulfotransferase activity. The coding region runs from base 433 to 1458 and encodes 341 amino acids. The record is from RefSeq and is a predicted model, not a curated record. Gene Ontology annotation, biological process: carbohydrate biosynthetic process.
GUGUCAGAGGGAAUUUCUCAGUCAAGGCAAUAGCCGUUUGUCCAUCGACUCGGCAGUCUUACAUGCCGCGUGUUUGCUUUGAAAUCUCCGCUGUUUCUGGUGAAUUUUUCGUCUCCCAUCAUCCUUCCGUCAUCGUCGAGACUAAUUGGAACGAAAUUGGAAUCUUCUUCUAAAACCAUCUCACAGUUGAAUGUGGAGCGGUCAUCUAAGGAGGCCAUUUAUCCGAAACGUUCUCUAGAAAAAGAAUUUCAAGAGAGUUUUAUCGAAUCAUUCGAUAAAACGUUUUAUGAAAGUAUAGAACAAGUAAAGAAUGCCACGUAAUUUUUGGCAAUGCGUGGUCCGAUCUCUCGACACGUAACAGAAACGAUUAUAUUAAAGAAGAAGGAUUAUUAAAUAACUAUUUAUUUAAGGAUAAAUCAAUGACCCGGGUGGAUGGGAAAAACGAUGAUAAAAUGUCGUGUCUGGGAGACAAUUUUGCUUCUCCUCAAUAUUUUAAGUUUAACGAUAGAUGCGAACAUAGUUGGAGAGCAUAUCUCGAUGAACGAUGAUAGAAAAAGAUCCAUGGAGAUAGAUGAUUCCGUGUACUCUUGGACAGGACCCAAUGCCCUGGCGAGAUCAGCUUUGGUGGAACGUCAGGAAAGAUUACAAUAUAAUUGCGAGGAGAUCUUGGGAGAUAGAGAAUCCGAGAACCAGGAUCUAAAUCCAGAAUCUUUCAGGAAUAUUCUUGUGGACGAGCAACAUGAACUUUUAUAUUGUUAUGUUCCAAAGGUUGCCUGCACGAACUGGAAACGAGUUCUGAUGGUUGUCACGGGCAAGUGGCCAGGUAACGAUCCUAUGGAGAUACCGGCUGAUCAGGCGCAUUCCCCAAGUACUUUCCAAAGGCUCAGUAAUUAUACUUUGUCCGAGAUCGAACGAAUGCUGGUGACUUAUGACAAACUGAUUGUCGUCAGACACCCUUUGGAAAGAUUAUUGUCCGCCUACAGGAAUAAAUUGGAAGCGAAACACGAGAAGAGUUCGAAAUACUUUCAAACCCGUUUUGGGAAGAAGAUUAUCAGGAGGUACAGACAAAACGCCACUGUAGAAUCACUGAAAAACGGCGAUGAUGUGACAUUUCGAGAGUUCGUACAAUUCGUUACGGACGAUUCGUCGAAUGAGACGCGAAACGAGCACUGGAAGCCGAUAUACGAGCUGUGUCAUCCAUGUUUGGUUAAUUAUAAUCUCGUCAGCAAAUAUGAAAGCUUAGCGGAGGAUGCUACAGAAGUUUUGGAGCGGAUGGGCGUCGAGUCAAUCAAUUUUCCAACCAAACCGAUGAACAGCGAGCCAACUGCGAAGAAACUGGAGAAAUAUUAUUCCACGUUGACGUACAAGCAGCUUCGGAAGUUGGUGGAUUUGUACAAAUUAGAUCUAAGAUUAUUCGAUUACUCGCUCGAGGACGUGCUGGGAUUCUCGUUGGCUUGAUUGCAAGUUUACUCGAGAAUUUCUGACAACAGAGAUGAAUUACGCUUCGAAUUAUGAAUAGCUACGUUAAUGGUUAAAUAGUAUUAUGCGUUUACUCGAUUGUAAUAAAUCAUACGAGUUAAUUAUUCCUGUUUUCGACAUACAAGCAUCGGUUCGCGUGCAUUAAUUUACUCAGGUCUUUCCUUUAUAUUUAUGUAUCUAGUUAUCAUUUAAUGAAUCGAAAAUUGUGGAACAAAGUCUUCGUUCCAUAAGAUCAAACCGGUUAUCGUUUUGAGAAUCGAGAUAGUUGUUAGUUGUAGUAGAGAGAUUUUUUCCUCCUAUGUCGUUGCUCCCUGUAUUUUUAAAACGUUCGCGAAUCCCGUGCCAAGAAUUUAAAAGUAAAAAAACCGGUUGUUUGUGCCAAUGAAACAUCUGUUGAUAACUUUCUUCCAGAAAGUCAUAUGGUGUUCCCUUUGAGUUUCUAGAUCUUGAAAUAUUUGCAUUUUAUUCAUUCGAAUAUUUUAUUUUAUUUAUGUAGAUGUUUAAAAGUAAAAGGUCUAGUGACUGGUGUCUCGGUUAGAUUUGUUGUAACAGGAUGCCCGCCAUAUUCGUGUACCUACGUAUGCUAGUAACGUGUACAAAAUGUACAAUUUACAUUCCUAGAAAUAAUUCAUUUUGUAGCAUGUACUAUAAGUUACCAAUCAACUCUCUCUAUUUGUUAAUACACGAGUAAUUGAGAAUUGAAUAAAGAGAUAUUUUAUAAAAUAU